This is a messenger RNA of Aspergillus versicolor CBS 583.65, 1299 nucleotides long. RefSeq lists its product as uncharacterized. Lineage: Eukaryota; Fungi; Ascomycota; Eurotiomycetes; Eurotiales; Aspergillaceae. Bases 133 to 1242 code for a protein of 369 amino acids. The transcript is spliced from 2 exons. The record is from RefSeq and is a predicted model, not a curated record.
CUUAAUCUUCUCCGCUCCUCUCCGCUUGUGGUCACGAGCUGGAUACCGUGCCUCUGGCUCGUUGUCACUCAAAAUUCCUUCUCGCCUCACCUACCACUAUAACUUGCACUUUGCCUUGAUUUAUUUGGCAACAUGGUCAAGAAAACAACAGGAAAGAGGCCGAAAAAGCGAAACAUCGUCCGCUGGGAUGAAAACCUCGAUGAGCUCCUUCUGUUGACCAUCCAAUCGGUCUGCAAUGCUAAAUCAGUUAAGAUUCCCUGGGCUGAAGUGGCUGCAACCAUGGGUCACCAUACCACUGAGGGCGCAAUUACCCAGCAUCUUGCAAAGCUGCGCAUCCGCCGCAUACAGGCUAACAAGCAGGUCCCUCCGCCCUUGAGGAGGGGUUCCGUUAUUGGUAAUUCUAAGCUCUUGGGAGUUUCAAAUACCAAACCCCCCAAGGCGAAUGGCCAAGUCGACAACGAUGACAGCUCAGACGAAGAGUGGGUCGAGAACAGAAGCUUAUCGCGACGUAGGGCUAGCACGAAAAGAAAGAAGCCACGAAUGAACUAUGCAGAAUUGCAGGAUGCCGGUUACGAAGAGGAAUCCGAUGACAGUGGUGAGGAAUUAGUAGCGCCUGGGGCAGAUUUUCUUGAGUUGCCCAACGACAAGCAACAGGAAGCAGCGCGCACACCAAUUCACACCAGCAAGUUAGUCUCCUACAAGUGUCCAAAGUCAUUCCUUGCUGGGCUUGACAAAAUGCCGAAAGAAGAAUCUUUCCAGGCAGCUCUGCCCAGAACCCCCACCCUGAAACCAGAGCCAGCCCUAAAGCGAGAGGCAGCCGUGAAGCCUGAACCAGCGACACCAAGCCGCGGUGUCUACGAGACUUUCCCGAAUGAGGCGUUCGUCAGCCAGGCAAAUCUUCCCACAGGAUUUAGUUCCCCAAUUAGCAAUGCUGGUCCGGCACAUAGUGGCUUUGCUGCACAUGCCGACUUUCCUCUCCAUGUCCCUGCUGCUCAAACCUCGGUGGACGCAAACACAAUGUAUAUACCUACCGGCAACCUAGCUCUCGACCUGCCACCAAUUGGAGAUAUUUACUCGGAUCCUUUUGUUUCAGAGCCGUUUACUAUGGCUAGUUCCUUCCCGUCACUCCAGGGGUACCAGCAGGAACAGCCGCUUUUUCCAAACCAUGGGUUUCAAGAAAUGCUUGGGGAGUAUCUCAUGCAACCUGAAGAGUCCGAAUGGUAUUGUGGACAGCAAGAAUAGUAGCCUGAUGGUUACCUUGACAUAUGAUGAGAUUUACGGAGUAGUAUACUGGGUUUU